UAUAUGUGCGUUGGGAAGUCUGAGAGGUAGUGCGGCCGAUAAAGUUACACAAAUUAUAUGUAUUCUAGUUUUGUAUUUCGAUCAAUUUAGCACAACAGUGGUGAAGAAGGUCCAGCUUACGUGCCUGAUUAGAAGUACCCAUUUGUGCAGUGAAUGCUGAGCUCACUCGAGUAUUAUAAUAAUUGUAAAAUCAAAAAUUCUUCAAUCGUUUUAUCGAGAGAAAACGUCAGCAGUGGAAAGAGAGUGCAGUUAUUUCAAAGACUGUUGUAUUUCAUAUGCUUAGUGCAUGGUAUAAGCCUUGAAGUGUGUAGAAAACCGAUCAUGAAAGGCCACCGAUGGUAGCCCGGAGAAUCUAUCACGGUGUAAUAAAUAUCUCGCUGCUACUGCAAUGACCUAAACAUACAUCGGCAGGAAACUGUCAUUUGCAAAUCAUUCAAUGCAGAUGCAGUCGAACAAGUUAUUAAAUUAUCAAUUGGAACUGUUAGGAUGCUGCUGAGCUAAUGGUAACAGCACCUUUGAGAGCACAACAAGAAUGAAUAACAAUUGUGUUACAAAAAUGGUGGAUUGAAAAAAAAAAAACAAAACAUACUCUGGAUUGAAGUAAGCAGUAUUUAUACAUCGUGAAGAAAUAUUACCUUUAACCAGACGUUGCCUCGCACGUUCACGUUUUUUAUUUGUGUAAGGGGCAUCUAUUUCUUUUAUUAAUGUAAACAAGUAAAUGUUGAGACAUAUAUCCAGAGAGAUCACCGUCAAGUGUUUAAGAGAGAUAUACAAAUACGUGAAGAAGUUUUCUCACAGAGCAGCUGAACAACGAUAGAAGGCGAUUUGAGAAAAUUGCUCUACUCGGUUAUAAUUACAUCGAACAUACCAAUAGUAAAUUCAAGAAGUGUACAUCGAGCGGAACUUGAGAAUAGAAUCAGCACGGUACUGCUAGAGUUUAUAUGCAUAGUUUCUGAUUGCAUUCCACGGACGCGUGUAUACACAUGUAUGAGGUUAGAGGGUUGAGCACCAGACACAUCGUAGUAGUGAAACAAACGAGUACGUCUUCUUUUGCGAUGUUUUGAUUUUAAGUUUCAGAAAACCGAACAAUUUGUAUUUAGCAAAGGUUGAAGUGAACUUUGUGUGAAUAAGAAUUUAAUAUGCUAACUCAAUAUAUUCCAAUGAUUCCGCAAAUAAGUGUAUUUUACCGAAAUGUAAAAAGUGAAAAUUCAAAAAGUUAUUUUAAAGUGCCCCAAAAUUCAUACUUGCUGUCUUAAGCGGUGUUUAUAAUUGAACGUUGCUUUCUAAUACAGCAAUCAGCAGUGUGACCAAAACAACGAUGAAUCGCUCGCAAUAGCCCGAUAGUUUCGAAAACAGUUCGUUAGUAAGGUCGGCCAGUUACUUCAAAAACGAAUCGGAUGCACGUAGAAAGCUGAGAGUGAGAAAUAACCUAAAAAUUUCAAAUUGGUGUCAACAGUAGUCAACUCAUGUUGGCCGAAAAUAGAGUCAUGAGGAUCGUCAUGUGAAUGUGAUGCAAUACUUUAUGCGGGUCAGAGAUACAAUGAAGAAUUUGCCGGAUUUCGAGUUUGGUGUAAACGGUUUUCAUGGCAAUAAUCUCAGUAAGCGUUGGAAGUCUAUUAAAACCUGACUGGACAAUUCAAAGUGCGUUUAAGAAGUUAUUUGUGAUUAGGAACAAACCGGUUUCUGGGGGAUCGGUACAAAUGUAAACGAAGACAAACAUCACGAGCAGAUGUGCAUGGAUUGAGGUCGGAAUAGUGAUGAUCUAUUUCGCAACCAAUAAACGUUACUACAGCAGUAGCCUAGAGUUGAUGACGAUACGAAAUAUGUAUCACUUUACAAGUCGCACAAUCGCCACACAAACCAGUGGCCUUUUCAAGUUCCUCGCCAGAUUUUCAGGGAGGAGACGAAUAAGUUACCGGUUACGAAGGAUAUCUAGUGUGUUUUUUCCCUGCGUAGCAAUUUUUCUAGUUUUAAGUUCCCUGUGCAGAGUAUCAGAUGCGUGUUCGAGUCGGACAACGCCCAAACCUCGUCCACCUAGUCCGACACCUAGACCAAAUAUUACAUUCCACACCUACAAAUGUCCGCCGGCGUAUGCGGCAUGGUACUGUCUCAACGAUGCUACCUGUUUCACCGUAAAAAUAGGAGAUUCGCUUCUUUACAAUUGCGAAUGUGCCGAUGGGUUCAUGGGUCCUAGAUGUGAAUACAAAGAUCUAGAUGGAUCGUACUUGCCAACUCGACCUCGGGUGAUGCUGGAAACUGCAAGUAUAGCAAGUGGUGCCAUUGUUGCGGUAGUGCUGGCGACGAUCGUGUGCUGUUACGCCUGCGUUCGGAAACAUCAGCAGAAGAAAAGACUGGAAAGCACCAACGGUGGUGUAGAUACGGUAGAUGGGGCACUUCGAGCAGUGCAAAGUGAUCAACCAAAGCGACCGUUCGGGUCACACCAUCUGAAGACGAUACCCUUGAGCGAAUCGCUGAAUCGAUAGACGCCGAGAGCAAUCUCCUUGUAGAUAGAAAAACACUAACCCUAUAGCCAUCAGAGGAUACAAGAUUGAAAAGACAUUUAAGCGCCUUUUAAGAGUGCUGGACACUAUACGGAUGACCGUGCGUUGUGGCCUAUGGUGUGUUUUCAGUGAAACAUUGAACUGCCAUGAUUCUAGUAACAUUUUACACGAUAGAUGAUGCACAGUUACUACUGGAAGAAAACAUCGGAAACAAUUCUCUUACGACCAGAGACUAAGUGCCCAGGUGUAGUUUUUAUAAGCACUGACAAAAAAGUUACUUUUAUACAUGUUCGUUAUAUUACUGAUACGAAACAACAACAGGUGCCUGUAGAUCAUUUGUGAUUGAAAGAGCGAAAUCAAAUCUAAUACGAAGUCAAGCUGCAGCUGAAACCGUUUUUGAGAUAAACAAACCCAAACUACAACCAAUACAUACAUAUGUAUGUAGAUUACGAAGAGCAACGACUCAAUUGGGAAUUAGAAAUAGACCACAAUAUUAGUCAGGGACCCACAAUCACUUUAGCCGUUGUUAAUCCAAACCUUUUCAAGAACAAUGAAACGCACCUAAAAGUUGUAUUUCGAAGAUUGAAUCGAAAGUUUUACUUAGGUUUUAUACUGUUUGUCCCUCUAGAAGAAAGAUAAAAAAAAGUUUUGACGAUCUUGCCAACAUGAACGGUUAACAGUUUUUAACAAAUUAUUUGACGUGCCAUUUUCUUAUUUCGGAAUUCAUCGCAAAGUUAAAAUUACUCAACAGAGAUAACAGCAAACAUACAAAUCAGUCAACCAUUUCAGUUAAUUAACUCUAAAAUCAAACUUAGUUGGAAACAUUCCUCAGAUAACGCAGCAUUUAGUUAGCCAGUUGGUUAACAUCACCUUCAAACUCAAAUCGAACGAAAUCCCUCAACGGCCCAGAUUGUACGAAUCUGGUUAGUCAAAGCUGAUCUUCAAGAUCAAAAUCUUCUCAACGAAAAUCAUAUUCUUAUAAACUCUACAAAUCAAAUUACCAUUCGCACAGACUAACAGAAACGAACCUAAGAGUGUAAAUUGGGUGAAAUAAUUGUUUAAUCCAAAUGUGAAAUUUUGAAAAUGCUUUGAAGCCUCCUAAGAAUUUAACUGAAUAUUCUAUUUAAGUUUACAAUGCUAAGCACUUUUGGCAGUAUAAAAGAAAUACUAACAAAAACUACCAAUCAGAAACAUUUAGAUAAUUUAAAAUAUUUCAACUGAUUCAAUUCAAUUCAAUGAACAAUCGUUCUGGAUUUUUUUUCCUUCAAAAUUAUUCAAGUGACUUAAUUUUUAUGCUAAGGAGCUUAUUGAAAAGAUCUGAUUCAUUAUUUGGAGUAGAUGAAAAUCAUUUUAGUCUACAGAAGAUAAACUCAUCGUUUUCAAAGGUAUCACAAGCAGAAUACUGAGUAACUCCUUCGUAGACUUUUAACGGUUAAGCAAAUUGAAAAAUUUAUUCGAAGCUCAGCAACAGUUCAAGCUGCUUGGAGCAGUAUCUAUUUUCUUCUGCUAUUUUUUUUUUGAAUUAAAAGGAAUUUGCUGUGGGAAAUAUUCGCUUAUUUAUUUAAUAGGUUGCAAAAUGAUUUUUUUGACUACUGGUUCGUGGAAAAUUUUGCUCCAAAUUUCAUUUUAUUAAAAAAUCAUUUGCGCCUGCAAGAAGGCCAUCUUAAUGAAAAUUUGAGGUUGCACGACUAAAUCAUUGAUCAUAAAUCAUUUCAAAUCAAGUACCUACGUAGUUAAAUGAACUUUCCCGCUUUGAAAAGGUGUCGAAAAUAAGUAAUUUUCUGCAAAGAAAUCGGUAUUGAAAAUCAGACAUUUUAACACUUAAAUGCAGAAAAGUAACUUCUUAUAGCAAAAUAACAUUACAAAUUUCAGAGUAUUUCUAACAUACUGAUGAAUAUUUUUGACAGUUCAAAUAUUUUUUGCUACAAAACUUUUCGCUAAUUUGCAAUUACUCCAGAAAACGAACCAUUUCCGAGCUUGGAGAAUUAAUUUUCACAUACAGGAUUUUUAUUUAACCACAUGGACCACUAGUACACAACUGCUUUACUAAUAGCCGCUGAAUAACUGACACAUUCGCUUGAAAUUUGACGUUCAAUUGCUCUCAAUUUGAAAACACGAAAAUUGUAAAACACCAAAGUUAUAUACAUUUCAAUUUAUUUGUAAAUUCGAUUGUUAUUAUUUUUUCACUACUUCAUUAUUGCUCUACACUUUUGUAGAGUAAAUGUUUUUAUUAUGGAAUUUAUCUACUUUUUCUUGUUUUUGAAACAAAAAAUACUAUUGAGUGAUUCCUUCUGUCAGAUUGAUUGUUCGAUCCCAUUGAAUAGGCUUUGAAUUUCUGUUAGUCUGCUAGCUCACGAUCAUACACGAACGCCCAACUAAACUUUAAUAGAACGAUAAUUAUUAUUUAAUUUAUUUAUUUUCGUUAUUGUACCAGCCAAAGGUAUGUGGUUCAAUUGGCUCCGAUUCGGUCCGAAGCAGAGCAAAAAAGUAUUUCGAUUUUUGGAAAAGAACCCAUCAAAAUUACUAUAUCGAUGAUAGUUUGUGAUAAUCCGUAAAUCAUUAGUUCAUUUCUCUAGCAUCCCAUACCGAAAACCUGGACAAAACUAGCAAAAAUAAUUUAUCAAAAGACGCUAAGGCUGCUAAGAACUAAACGAUAAAUGGCAGCUCAAAAGAAAUAAUAAUUCGACAGCUAUUUAGUAAUUACCAACGCCUAUACAAAUAUUAUUUAGAAUUCGUCGUGCCUGAUGAGUUUCAGAGCUUUUUUUUCCCAGCGAAAUUGAAGGUUUACCCCCUCACUUUCUUAACCAAAAUCGGAUCCGAAAUGAUAUUUGUCCAAGGCAAGGAAAAGCAAUCUAAUUAAAGCGCAGUAUAAACCGUCACGAGUAACACUAUUUUAUUAUCUAAUAUUAUUAGGAACUAACGAAUGUACAGACACCGGCAAAAGUAUUCACUAGAAAUCAAAACAUGAAAGUAUUGUAAAUAUGUUUUCAAAUUCGAAUAGAAGAACGGCAAACAAACAAAAAUAAAUCAAGAAAACAAACAUCGCCAUCGAAUGUAUUGUUUAUCAUUGAACUAGGUAGACCUUUUUUAAUUCAUUACAAAGUUAUUUUAUUUUAUCGCUUAAUAACGAGGCGUGUUUGGUAGGUUGCCAAAUGUAUGUUUGAAAUUACAAUGAGAAAAUCGAAUGAAAUCUGAAUAUAUGUAAAGAAGUGAAUGAAACACGCCGUCAAUAUUACCUGCCCAUUGUUCGAAUGUUUCGGUGUCUUGCAGCAUCAAAGUAUCGGUGUGAUACGAUUAUUUCAUUUUAGGGCUGAAUAUAAUCUGAGAAUACUACUGGUAUAACUUCAUCGCAAACAAAAAUCAUCAUUUUCGAGGCACGCUAGUAAUCAAACCAAACUUACAUUCCUUUAAGCUGCGCGUUCAAUUUUACUUUCCUAAUUUAUUGAAAGAAAUAAUCAUCAGCCGGACACCAAUAUAAUUUGAAAGGCAGUGCAAUAUGGUAUUAGAACUGACAUCAGAAUUUGUAUAAUAUUGAUUUGUAUAAAAAGGAAACACACAUUUUUUUGUAUAUUUUGAGCUUUAAAUAAAAUUAAUCAACAUGUUUUUGUUGGUCAUUAA
Molecule: messenger RNA, 6119 nt
Organism: Uranotaenia lowii
Lineage: Eukaryota; Metazoa; Arthropoda; Insecta; Diptera; Culicidae
Exons: 5
Coding region: 1758-2483 (241 amino acids)
Biological process (GO): epidermal growth factor receptor signaling pathway
Molecular function (GO): epidermal growth factor receptor binding; receptor ligand activity
Source: RefSeq, a predicted model, not a curated record